Molecule: messenger RNA, 1235 nt
Organism: Ambispora gerdemannii
Lineage: Eukaryota; Fungi; Glomeromycota; Glomeromycetes; Archaeosporales; Ambisporaceae
Source: the annotation of a GenBank genome assembly
AUGUCCCAACAAGAUUCGGUUAAGGCUCGUGUCGUUUUUGUCACAUGUCCAGAGACCGUGGCAAAAAAAUUAUCUAAAGACAAAUAUGUUCGGGAACUUGCAGAUUAUCUUAAUAAGAAUCAUGGACAUGAAGUUCCUGGAGUCAUUUCAAUUAAGCCAAAAGGCAGUUCUAUUGAGCUUCCGGGUCCAACUCCGUUACCAAUUAUUGGAAAUAUACAUCAACUUGGAGUUGGACGAUCAAUGCACCAGAAUUUCACAAAAAUGUCUAAAUCUUUUGGACCGAUUUUUAAAGUGCGUUUGGGACAAAUUACUUGGAUUAUUAUCAAUGACCAUAUGAUAGCAAAAGAUUUAUUUAUCUCGCGUGGUAGUACUUUUUCUUCGCGCCCGGAAUUUGGUCUAUUCACUGAUAUUAUUUUACAUGGUAGUAAAAGUGUGGCUUUUUGUCCGAAUUACAGCUGGUGGAAAACAAUGAGAUUACUUGAGUCGCAAGCAAUUCGUCCUCAUCUAGUCGAAAAUGUGUAUUUCCCAGUAAUAUGUGAUAACGUGAAACGUUUUAUACAGCAAUUAUAUUUGAAGUCUCUAGGCGAUAAUAUUUCUCAAAAUCCUACUGCUGAUAUUAAGCUUCUUAUUACUAAAAUUCUAGCGACGAUUGUAUUUGGUGAUUUAGCAAAGGAUUCGACUGUUCUAGAACGUUAUUCACAUUUAUCAAAAGAGAUUAUUGAAUUUACAGAUAUCAAAAGCAAUCUAUUGUCAGUGUUUGGUUGGCUGAAAUAUUUUGGUAUUCGAAAAUUCUUAGAACGAGAAGCACGACAACUAACCGCAAAAAGGGACGAAUUCUCUAAUGGUUUAUUACAGCAGGUCAAGAAUCGAAUGAUUGAAAACGGGCCAGAUUCCGAAACUUGUGUUUCCGCCGAACUUUUGAAAUCGGUUAUAAUCGACCCAUCAUUUGUCGCCUCUCCACAUACACAUGAAUUCAAAAAAGAUGAGAAUGGAAAAUAUAUAUUUGACAAUUAUGAUGUGCUACAGAUUUGUAAUGAUUUAAUGAUUGGAGGAACUUCCACAACAAGUGGUUCUUUAUAUUGGAUUUUCGCUACUUUGGCCAAUUAUCCUAAAGUGCAACGCAAAAUUCAACAAGAAUUAGAUAGAAUAGUUGGUAAAGGAAAGUUUUAUGUUAUGGAUCAUCAUGCAGAUUUGCAUUAUUUGAAAGCUACUAUAAAAGAAAGUUUACGAUUUAG